This is a messenger RNA of Wallemia ichthyophaga EXF-994, 2190 nucleotides long. Its product is annotated as AP-3 complex subunit beta-1. The transcript is spliced from 6 exons. The record is from RefSeq and is a predicted model, not a curated record. Gene Ontology annotation, biological process: intracellular protein transport; vesicle-mediated transport. Lineage: Eukaryota; Fungi; Basidiomycota; Wallemiomycetes; Wallemiales; Wallemiaceae. Bases 1 to 2190 code for a protein of 729 amino acids. Gene Ontology annotation, cellular component: membrane coat.
AUGGACGUUUUCAAAAGGUUUCAACAGCGGAUCCACGAGAAUAUUGCUGAGUCUACGAGAGAUUUCGAUUUCGGCUCAACCGUUCGCAUAGCAGAUGCACCCAACGAUAAGCUCUCAGACAUAAUCCCAAAGCUUUCAUCAAAAGAAGAGCACGAAAUCAAGCAUGCUUUGAAGCGUGUCUUGGUCCUUUUAUCUCACAAUAGGGAUUUGUCUUCCUUGUUUCCGUCAAUUGUCAAGCUGGUAUCUUCAAGGGAUCUGCACAUAAAGAUAUUGGCGUACGUUUAUCUGACGAGAUAUGCCCGACUAUGUCCAGAUCUUGCGAUGCUCAGUGUUAAUUCAUUCCAAAAAGACUCAAGUCAUCAGUCACCCCUAGUGAGAGCUCAGUCGAUAAGAGUUUUAUCGAGUAUAAGCUCCGAGGAAGUUGCGCCUAUUUGCAUGCUAUGUGUCAAGCGUGCUGCAACUGAUUCCAAUCCUUACGUCCGCAAAGCAGCUGCGCUGGCAAUAGCCAAGUGUUACGAACUGGAUGACUCUUCAUACGAUGAGCAGAAAGAAUUGUCUUUGAAGCUGAUGAGAUGUGCAUCGUCGAUCCCGAUCGGUGCCGCUGCUUACGCUUUUAUCAAAAUACACCCCGAUAUUGAUGAUCUCAACGAUAACUUAUCGGCAUUACAUUCAUUGUUUAGGCACUUGGUCAGACAGCUAGUGGACUGCGAAGAAUGGUCUCAAUUAAUCGUUUUGGAUUUGCUGGCCAGAUACAGCAGAGUGUUUUUGCCUCGACCAUUAGAGGAGGAUUCUGUAGACAAAGAUAUGAAGGAUCUACUCAUGGGAUGUGAGUAUCUCUUAAGCAGUCCUAAUCCAGCCGUCGCAGCCACUGCUUCCAAAACACUUCUUACGCUUGGAUCUACCACCUACCGAAGCAAGGCUCUCAAGUGCUUGAUGCGCUUGAGGAAGGAAUCGCCUGAAAUGUCGGCAUACGUCAUGUUAACUUUACAGCUGAUAUCAGAGAAACAACCGGAAUCGGUCACUCCGUUUUUUCAAUCUCUUUUCAUCGUUAAAAGUGACACAGAUUAUACCAAGAUAAUCAAACUAAACAUACUACAAAAUUUAAUGAAAGUCUUGGAUGACUCUCAGCUCACAAUGCUAGCGAAGGAGCUCUCAAAUCAUACCCUUGAUCCUGAUACAAAAUUUGCAGCUGAGGUGAUUGAGACGAUCGGCAGCUUGUCAUGUGCAUCAAAAAGAGCGUCAGAAGUUGCCUUCAAGACGCUCACAGAUUGUUCAACUGCAACAAACAAGUUACUAAGUCAUCAAUCCAUCAUACAAUUGAGUAAUUUUGUCCCUGAUCUCUUGCAAGGAUCAUGGAAUCUACGUAGACUAUUAAAGCGGAUGUUCAAUGGAAGAGUAGUAGACGAUGAUGCCCGUGCGACUUUAGUUUGGGUUGUCAGUGAAGUAGUACAGAAGCCGCCCCAAAAUGAACUGAACGAGCUGGAUGGUAUGUCAGUCUGGAAGUAUGGUCCUGAUGUACUGCGUAGCUGCGUAAAGGGAUUCUCCGAAGAAGGCAGCAAGACACAGACCCAAAUUCUCAAUCUAGCGGCCAAAAUGAUGGCGAUCUUACCUGAUAUAAGAAGUGUACAGGCAAUGGCCCGCAAAGUUUUCAUAGAUUCGGCUGAUUUUGACCAUGUAAAGUCCAUGGACAUCGAAUCACUUGAUGGACUUAAUAGGAGACAUUCGAUUAUGAAUACGGUGGCGGGAUUGUAUGGAGAAGUGCCUGAGCAAGGCGAUCAAGCACCUAGAGUACUUUUACGUCGCAACCAAGCUAAUGCUAUACUCACAAAUAUGGCCACAAACUCGAGUGUGAUGCACAAAAUGACAAGUUCCAUCAAAAACAACAACAUGGUGCGGAUUCAGACAGAUACUUACUUGAAUAGCCUACCAGAAUGGUCAACUGAAGGUUUGCCUGGUCCUGAAGUGAGAGAAGUAAAGCAGAGUGAGGCUAAUCAAGCCGAUGAGGCUUUAACGAUGCCGGUAAUGAGUAAUGAGAUUGCAGCGUACAAUGCAGAGGUAGAAACCAUACUCGCACAAAAUGCGGAUUACGAAGAUGAUGAACCUGUAGAUACCACAGAUAAAGCGGCAGAUGACGACCUAGAGAGGUUUUUGGAGAGUGAUGGAAAUCUCACGAGCGAUGUAGAUGAUUAA